AAUAUCACUCAAAAUGGACACCAAAAUGAGCUACAACGGAUAUUCUGCCAAUCCUCCCCCGACCUGGGCCCAGGAACCUCAAUAUGGGCAACCUCAUCAGGCCUACCAACAGCCCUACCAACCCUACCAAGAACAGUACCCUGCGCAGCCUCCAGCCCAGUAUCCACCACCCCAUCCCGGUUACUCUCAGUCCUCGACGCCAGCAUGGGGCUUGAAUCCAAAAUCGUACCCCCGCCGCCUCGAGGUCUCCUUUACCAGCUGGUCGGGCCGGCACAUGCGUGUCACAGAGGGCACCCACGAAGGGCCCCUCGUCUACGCAGCCGAUCUCAAGACCCGCCGGCCACAUAUGCUCUUCCAAGCGACCGGGACCGCCUGUCUCCCCGCUACAGUAGUCUUCCACAACUUCAGCCGCACUGUCGAUAUCACCAUCAACGGCGAGGAAUUGCCGAUGCGCCCAACAAGCCAUUGGAAGCACAGCAAGGGUUGGACAGGGAUGAACCUGGAGUGUGUGGAUGAGAAUGGCGUCGUGUUUGCUAAGUGGAUGGCGCAUACUGGCUGGAGCGUGAAGAAGUCGGGCCGGCUCGAGAUCUACGAGCCUGCUGCGGUCGGUGGCAAGGAAAUGGCCGAUGAGUUGGUUGUAACAGGGCUGGCCAAUGUUUAUCUGCUGCAGAUACAGACGAACAGUGCAAACGCAGCUGCUGGCAGUGCUGCUGCGGUUUCCGCUUGA
Aspergillus nidulans FGSC A4 is the source of this 727-nucleotide messenger RNA. RefSeq lists its product as uncharacterized. The record is from RefSeq and is a predicted model, not a curated record. Lineage: Eukaryota; Fungi; Ascomycota; Eurotiomycetes; Eurotiales; Aspergillaceae. Bases 14 to 727 code for a protein of 237 amino acids. The transcript has 2 exons.